Molecule: messenger RNA, 1568 nt
Organism: Rotaria sordida
Lineage: Eukaryota; Metazoa; Rotifera; Eurotatoria; Philodinida; Philodinidae
Source: the annotation of a GenBank genome assembly
AUGGGUGCUACGAAUGGACAAGUUGUAGCUGGUGGCAAUGGUCAAGGAAAUCGAUUGGAUCAAUUGAGUUAUCCAACCGAUGUGUUGAUUGACAAAGAGAUGGAUAGUCUCAUUAUUUGUGACCUGGGCAAUCAACGAGUCGUACGAUGGUCUCGUCGUAGUGGUACAACUCAAGGAGAAAUCCUUAUCGACAACAUCAAGUGUUGGGGAUUGGCCAUGGAUGAUCAGAGAUAUCUCUACAUCUCUGACAUCGAAAAACAUGAAGUAAGACGAUAUCAAAUAGGAGACAAGAAUGGAACUAUCGUAGCUGGUGGCAAUGGCAACGGUACUAGUCUCAAUCAAUUCAGCACUCCAACCUACAUCUUUGUCGAUCAGCAACAGACUGUCUACGUGUCAGACUACAGCAAUCAUCGUGUAAUGAAAUGGAAUAAAGGUGCAAAAGAAGGAAUUGUCGUCGCUGGAGGCCAAGGCAAAGGGAAUGCCCUGACACAAUUGCCGAAUCCUCAAGGACUAUUCGUCGAUACAUUGGGUACCAUCUAUGUGGCAGACUGGUGGAAUCAUCGAGUGAUGCGUUGGCCUAAAGGAGCAAAACAGGGCACUGUCAUUGUGGGUGAAAAUGGUCAAGGAGAAGCAGCUAAUCAGUUCAGGUUUCCCAUCGGUUUGUCUUUCGAUCGACAUGGCAAUCUCUAUGUCGUCGAUUGUAACAAUUCUCGUGUUCAACGCUUUUCAAUCUAAUAGACUCGUCGUAAUAGAUUUUUUUUUGCGCUCCUUUCGUUUCAAAUAAAUCGCAUUGGAUUGAUGAAAUGAAUGGCUUAUUCUAUUCGCGCGCGCGCGACCAGGAACCAUCCUGGUGGAGCCGUGGCGAGCGUAACGCUCAUGCACGCACAGGACAGACUCAUAUCAUUCAUACCCUCCCCGCGAGAGAUAUGUCAAUGAGUCUGAAUAAGCCUGGUCGUGUGCCACGGACACCAAGAUAGUUCCUGGCCAGUGUUUAACGUCUAACCUGGGAAGACGAUCUAACUAACACCCAUAACUCUAUCUCACUUAUCUUAGAGUAGCCCUAUCCUCACUCUCACUCAUACCUUAUCUAUCUCACUAACUAUAAAGAAAUCUAUACUUACAAUUCUAUUAAUUGAUAUUGAAUACACGACGAUGACUAUCUAAAAAGAAAAAUUAGUUUAAUGUUAUAUAAUGACAAAAAAAAAGAAUGAGUUAACUUACCCCACUGUUACCUUGUCAUAGUUGAAAAUAUUCAUCGAACCUAAGACAAAAGAAAGAAAAAUAAAUUAAAAAGAUUAUAGGAGGUCUUACUUCACCAUCCUUAUAAUCGUUAAAUAAAAAAAAGAAAAAAAAUUAAAACUGAUACCUACAUUUUUUUUAUUGUAUGGCUUCAUCUUGAUUUGAUUAAUUUUGUAUCAUCAAGGUCAAUCUAAAAUAGAAAAAGAAAAAUGAUUAUUAUUUGAUUCAAAAAUUUGAAUGAUUUUACAUAGAAAAUCAUUCGUAUAUAUACGCUGAAAAAUCAUUUUUUUUUCUCUCGUCGAAAAUGAUAUACAUAUUUAAUUGUACAU